AUGGCGACCCUCGUCCAAGCACCGGCGACCGUGCCGAACGGCUCGUCUCAUCCCUUCACCUGCAACACCUGCCAAGUCGCCUUUCGCGCAUCCGAUUUGCAGAGAACACACAUGCAAUCAGACUGGCAUAGAUAUAAUCUCAAGCGUCGCGUCGCCUCUCUCCCCCCUCUAGCCUCCGAGAUCUUCGCCGAGAAAGUGCUUGCGAACAAAGCCUCUGCCGCCGCCACAGCUGCCCGCGCCAGCUUCGAAAAGCGAUGUGAAGCUUGUGAGAAGACAUACUUUUCUCAAAAUGCCUACGUCAAUCAUUUGGGAAGUCAAAAGCAUCGCCUGCUCACAGCGAGACUGGACGCCAAGGCGGGCAAUGAGACAGAGAGUCUGGUCGAUUCUACUUUCUCUCUUGGCGACCCGAUGGAGAACGCGAGCACAACUACGGAGAGCACAAUGCAAGGAGAUUCCGUAGACCCGACGGCCGAAGCAGAGUUUGAAGAUGUGGUGGACGGGAUCAAAGAUGUUGGCCUGGACGAUGUACAAGAUCCGUUGUCCGCUCGACCGGGCAGACCGACGCCCUCAGCCGCCGUUCAUCAUAAGGACCAUCCUCUAGUGGCCGCCGCGGAUUCGAAUGAUGACGAAGAAGAGCACCACGCCAACGUCGACCAGUGUCUCUUCUGCAACUACAUCUCCCCAAACAUCGACCUCAACCUUGUUCACAUGUCUCGACAACACGGUCUGUUCAUCCCCGAACGGGAAUUCCUCGUCGACCUCCCUGGCCUCAUCAACUACCUCUCCGAGACUGUCCUUGUACUGCACGAAUGUCUGUACUGUCACAAAUUGUUCCACACCGGCUCUGGCGUCCAAACGCACAUGCGAGAUCGAGGGCAUUGCAUGAUUGCCUACUCCACCGAAGACGAGCAAAUGGAAAUUGGCGACUUCUACGACUUCCGCUCAACCUACUCAGACGACGAGGAAGAGGAGGAUACAGACGAGGAGACGAGCGGCGGUGUGAGCCUAGGGGUCAAACGAGAUGUGAAGACUACUAUGACAAACGAACAAGGAGAAGACGUGGACAUGCCCGACGAAGACGACGAAGGGUGGGAAAGCGAUAGCACCGUCUCCUCCGUUCCAACCGACGAAAUCACAUCCGUCCCCUCCAUUCCAGAGCGAAGACCGAAGCCCAAGACCCACAAGAGCGGCGGCUUACAAUCUCCAUCAACACCGCUGGCUGUCUACCACGACGAGUACGAACUCCAUCUCCCAUCUGGAAGGACAGCAGGGCAUCGCAGCCUCCGACCCUACUUCCGACAAAAUCUCCGCAACUACCCCACUCCCGAGGAACGCGCAGAACGUCAACGCACCAUCGAAGAUGCUCGACACGAUUCCGACGCCGACGACGAGGAAGACGACCAGCAAACCGAAGGCUCCGGCCGCGGCAGGCAAAUUGUUUCUCGCGCUAAUGGCGGCCUCGGCAUGGUGGGCGUCAGCGACGCGAAGAAGAAGGAGGUGCGCACUGCGGAGAAGCGGGCUUUGAAGAGGGCGGAGCGGGCAGAUAAUCGCCGCCGGGCGGGCAAUGAGAAGCGGGCGAACUUUCAGAAGCAUUUCAGGGAUGAGAUGUUGCAGUGA
Neohortaea acidophila is the source of this 1617-nucleotide messenger RNA. RefSeq names its product C2H2 type zinc-finger-domain-containing protein. Gene Ontology annotation, molecular function: nucleic acid binding; zinc ion binding. Lineage: Eukaryota; Fungi; Ascomycota; Dothideomycetes; Mycosphaerellales; Teratosphaeriaceae. Gene Ontology annotation, biological process: ribosomal large subunit biogenesis. The transcript is spliced from 2 exons. Gene Ontology annotation, cellular component: preribosome, large subunit precursor. The record is from RefSeq and is a predicted model, not a curated record. The coding region runs from base 1 to 1617 and encodes 538 amino acids.